AGUGUGUGUGUGUGGGGGAGGGGAGGAGAGAUUGAGGAACAGAAGCCCAUUUUUCUGUGGUUUCUUUCUGCAAUCGUUCUACGCACAGGAGAAUGAGAGUGUGGAAUUGUUUAAAAUAUGCAUGGCGGGCUGUUGGGAUAGAAUCUUCUUGCUGGUAUUUGUAAUCCACCCGUUGUCUGGCUUCGAAAUUUAUGCUAAAUCAGAAAUGAUCGCGGAAAAUGGGACAGAUGUCAGACUGUCAUGUACAUUUAAAUCAAAUAAAGUUGACCAAAGGACUUUGUCGGUUUAUUGGAGUUUCAAACCAGGAACUGGUGGGAAAGAUCAGCUUAUUUUAUAUUAUUUAGCGGGACAAUCUAAGUCUCAAGUUCCUGACCACAUUGUUUGGGAUGGUAAUGUCAACAGGAGUGAUGUUUCCAUUAUUAUAAAGAAUAUCGAUUUUAAAGAUAAUGGAACCUAUACCUGUCAAGUGAUCAAUCCAUCUGACUUCAGUAAGACUGCUGCAGAAAUUCUCUUGAAUGUUGUUGAACAAGGUUCUUUACCCAAACAUCCCAUCAUUGCAGGUGCAGUCAUUGGAGCAGUUGUAGGAUUACUGCUAAUUAUUGGCAUUGUGUACUUUAUCAAGAAAAAGAAAGAUGACCAACGGAAUGCUUAUAUUAGUUCUAUAGAAAAUGUCUUCCCAACUGAGCAACCUCUGAGAAGUUCAGCAGUAUCAGGUGUAAAGGACUCAAUGAAUCAUAGUUCUGUUGGCCCAUUCCAGGGGCCAGUAAUUUAUGCUCAACUAGAUCAUUCCGGACAAAGACAUUCCAACAAAAUCUACAAGUCUGAUUCAGUAGUUUAUUCUGAUAUCCAGAGAUCUUGAUUUAUAAAGUCACAGUGUAUUUAACUAAAUAAUCUGAACAGAGGAACAGGUAUGAGUAGCUGAAGUGCCAGCUACUGUUUGAUUUGUUUUUUUUCCUGUAACAUCUAGUAGUUGAUUUUCUGCAGAGGGAAAAACUAUUUUAAGUUUUAAAAAUGUGAUAAUAAGGGACCAUGGUUAGGAUGGUAAUCAUCCAUUUGUGAAAAUAUAUCAGGCUUUAUUUGGAAAGCUAUAGUGAAUUGGGAAUGGAUCUGCUUUUCUUAGUAGCUUAAAUCUGGGGAUUUGCCACAUCCAAGUGACUUAUUAACUGAUGAAUUAUGUUAUGAACCGAGAGGAAAAGUCACAGCUUUCCUCUUUUUAACCAACAUUUUUAACAAGAAAUUCUUCUUUAUCAUGUAACUAUUGCACUUUAAACAUAGUUAGCCAGUUCAAAAAUGAAGGAGAGCAAGAUCCAAAGUUUUCUCAGGCAAAAGAGGAUGGAGUAUUAAUGUCUAUUACCCCAAAACAAGUAAUAAUAAAAUUCAACAACAACAUAAAUACCAAUGCUGGAAAUCAAAGAAAAGAAGGUGGGGGUGUGUACUAAAAGACAGAAAAGACAAGGUAUGAUCUUAAGAGUCCUUUGGUUUGAAAAAAAUGAAAAGACCUGAGUCCAACUAUUUGGCUACUUUUUGUUUUGUUUCCUUUACAGUGGUGAAGCUCAGAUAAUCUAGAGUUCUGAGGAAAUCAUUGUUGUUCCAAGUUGCUUUUCAUCAGCUGGUUUCUCAGUUGGAUAGAGAUUAUGAAAAGCAGGCAGUGGGAAUAGUUCCCCGUAUUCAUGCUGUUAGAAGUCUAUGUUGUUUUCUGCCUUUUGCUUUUUGCUCAAAAGCUUACUGUUAAUGUGCUGUCCCUUUGCUUAUUCUGGUGUCUGUGUAAUUGUUUCCUUUCAAGCUUGAUAGUUAUAAGCAACUUUUAAUGGAAGAAAAAUAUAUGAAAAUUUUGUCACGCCUCACUAAAUUUCACAGCCUCUUGAUUGGAAUGGUAAUUUCAAAGUAGCUAGUUUUAUAUAUUUUGUGUGGGUUUCCUGUGCUUGGAUGAUGAUCACAGCAGCUAUUGUAGGUGAGCAGCAUUCUUUUAGUCCGUAAAUUAAAGUCAAGUGAUGCAAGUUGAAUAUUGGGAGCCCAUUUUCAUUGCAAUCGUAACAGUCAUAAAACAUUUCUAAUAUGUGGGCUUCAGCAAACUUGCGCUUCCCUUUAACUCAUGUGACUGCAACCUUACUCAUGUCAUUUCUGGCUGUGAUAACUGUUCCAGCAAAGAUUUGAGAGGUUUACACGCUGAAAAACAGAAACAAAUUGAUAAUGCAGCCUUGCUGUUCUACAUAGAAUAUGUAUUUUGAGGAGCAAAAUAUGCCUACUCCAGAAAUUUUCAGUAUCUUCCACUCCAGAUCACUCAUGCAAUUAUCUGGACUACCGACUAUAAUUGGAGAAUGUGGAGAAUAAUAAUGAGUCUGCAUAUUUGAGUUAUAAUUCAAAACAUACACUACCACUGACAUUUUGCAAAAUAUUGCCUGCUGCAAGAUUGGUUAAAUUAGUGUUUUUAUUCACUUAGGUGUUAUCGUUAUGGAUGAUGAUACAGUGAAGUACACUUUCUAUAACAGCAUAAAGCUGAUUUCAGAAAGCUUUGGAGCUUCAUGGUGACAAUGAAGGCAAGGUCUUAUAUUGAGGCUGAGCUUUAAUUUAAAACCAUGCCAUUUGAUAAAUAGAAUUAAUUCACUGGCUUUUACCAUCACUUAUUGACUUGGAAAACAAGAACACAGUGGAACAUUCUUCACUAUUCAGCAUUUUGAAAUGCAUUUUAGUGAAAUGAAAUUUGAGUAGCAGAGAUUUUGGAUUUUUAGACUUGUCGUAUUAAUGGAUCACUUUUUACAUCAAUAAAAGCUUGACAAAUCAUACAUUUACACAGAUUGCUUGUUGCAUACCUGCUGAAUAGUUUAGAUAAUCAACAGCUUUAGAUUCUGUAAAUUUUGGGUAAUUAAAAUUGACAUUAUUGUACAGUAUUUAGGAUUCAAAACUAAAAUAGCAAAGCAUUCUAAUAAAAGCAAGACCUUUCAGGCAUUUAUUAGAUGAGCAAGAUAAAGUCUCAGGAGAUGAUGCUAAAUUGAUGCCUUGCUUCAGUCUUCACCAAAGAGGCUGAGAAGAGCUAAAAUGGCCAAUCUGGAGUGAGGUCCCAACUGUUAAGAUAGAAAGAAGAUGCUAAACAGUGAUUUAACUGUAGUAGAACAGCUUGGGUAAGGGCCCAGUAAUGUUUGGAGCACAGUCUUCAAUACUAUUGCUAAUCUGAAGAGAGGUCGCAACUGUUAAAAUAGAAAGAAGAGUCAAAUAAAUGUAGCCGCAACUUGAGAACAAGCUGCCGCUUGUAUAUUAGCACAGAUUUUGUAUUGUCUGUUCAUAAUAGAUACAUUGUUUUACGUAUAUAAAAUUUCAAAUUUUAAAAUAUGUCUUUGAUUUGUACUUUUUAAAAUUCUUGCUCUUUUUAUGAGUUUAGGGCUGGGGGAAAUUCAGCAGAGAGAGAUAGAGGAGUUGGGGAUGUAAUGUUGGUAAUGUGGGGGAAGAAGCAAUGACAGCAAGUAGGUUUGACCUGGAAUGACAAUGCUCACACUGCAUCACCAACACAGAUGGCAAUUUGAUUGACUCCAAUUGUUAUCAAGUUGAAGGCACUGGAUGCUGCAAAAUAUAUGAGCCCAUAAUCGCCACAUUCAGCAGUAGUAUUGACGAUUGUGCUCCAAAAAUUAUUAGACUGUUACACAAACUGUUCCAGUACAGUUAAACCUCUGGCAUUUGUCCGCCAACAUGGAAAGUUGCUCAGUCAGGCCAAUUACCAUCCCAUAAGUCUACUCUUGAUCAUCAGCAAAGUGAUCAAAAAUAGUGCUGACAGUGGCAUCAAGUGGCAUUUAGUCAACCCUAAUCUGAUCCCAGUGCCUAGCUUGAGUUAUGCUGGGGUCAUUUGGCUCAAGAUCUCUCUACAGCCUAAGUCCAAACAUGGACAAAAGAGCUGAACUGAAAAGAACAUAAUUAGUCGCCCUUUACAUGAAGACAGUAUUUGACUCAGUGUUAUAUCAAGGAGACUUGGUAAAAUCUAGGUCACUUUGAAAUGGAAGGGUGGAGAAACUCCUCAAUAGCUGGAGUCAUACUAAGUAUAAAAGAAGGUGAUUGUGUUUGUUGGAAGCCAAUUAUCUGAGUCUCCUGAUAUUCUUAAGGAGAUCUUUGGUUUAUGUCCUAUAACCCAACCACAGCUGCUUUAUCAAUGGAACCUUCUACCCAUCACUAGGUAAGAAGGGCAGAUGUUUGCAGUUAAUUGCAUUAUCAUUUGUAACGCCAAAGAUACUGAAACUAUCUGUGCCCAUAACAGCAAGAGCUGAACAGUGUUCAGGCCUGGGCUGAAAAGUUCAAGUAACUUUUAUCUCACACAGUAGCAAUGAUCAUCCCCAACAAGAAAACCUAACCAUCUCCCCAUGAUGUUUAAGGGCAUUGGAGUGAUUGUAACAAGGUCAUCCAGGUGGAUUUUGUGGAAUAUGAGUUCCCUGAUUGGGGCUGUCAUUCUAGUUAAAUCAGGGAGCCCUGGCUGACAAAUAAAAAGGGAAGAGGCAGCAAUACUGACACUCUGAUAGCUGACUCUGAAGAGGCAGUUCACAAAUCAAGGACUGUUUGUGUGUAAAUGAAGAGUGACAUGGUGAUGGGAUACUGGCAUCUGGUGUUAUUUCACUGAAUUCUCUACUGUCAACAUUGUGGGGUUAUGAUUGACCAAAAACUGAUUUAGACCAGAACAUAAAUACUAUAGAUACAAGAACAGGUCAGAAAGCAGGAAUUCUGAGGCAAGUAAUCUCUUGACUCAAAGCUACAAAGCCUCCCUUUCUUCAAGACACAAGUUAAGCAUGAUAUUCACUUAUUUGAUGGCUGCAGCCCCAGCAACAUCCAUGACAAUGCAGUCCACUUGAUUGGGCCCCAUCCAUCAGUUUAUACAUUCACUGAUAACUCAGUGUCAGGUCUGCACCAUUUGCAAAAUGCAUGCAGCAACUCAUUGAUGCUCCUUCGCAGCACCUCCCACACCACGUCUACCAAGCUGAAUGGACAAGGCCAGCAAACACGUGGGAUUGCUGUCAUUUCACAUUUCCCUCCAAACCACAAGCUGUCCAAUUUGGAACUAAAUUGUUGUUCCUUCACUUGCUGGAUAAAAGUCCUGCAAAUCCCGUUCCCCCCAUCACUGUGGGUAUUUCUGCACCAAUUCGACUGUCUUGGUUCUAAAAGGUAGCUCACUACGCAUGACCUCAAGUGUGAUUAGAGAUGAACUGCACAGAUUGGCCGUACCAGUAAUACCCACAUAAUCUUAAAAAUUAUUUUACAAGUUUUGUAUGUGAAUUCUAUUAUAAAAGCAGAUAGUUAACCCCUUGACGGCAUAUAAAUGAAAAAUUUGAAGAGACAGCCUUUGUAUUUACGUACUGUGGUCACAGCCAUUAACUAAUGCAUGGAUGAAGGCCUCUGCAGUGAAUGCCUGUGCCAAAAUGAUAUAUUUUGUGACUUUUUUUUUCUUUCUAGCUUUAUGCUAAACUGAUUUUUUUUAGUUGCUAUUUUGUCCCUUACUGACUGAAGUAGAAUGUUGCUUGUAAUUUUUUUUUGCAAGACAACCAGUGCCAACUAUUGUGUUGCUAUUUGCAGUCUCAUUUGAAGUUCAGCUCUAGUAUCUCGUGUUUAAUUACUAGCUAAUUAAUUCACUAUGCCUUUUUCCCCCAAAUUGCUUAAAUUACACUUCUCUGGAAACUAGUCUGUAACUAGCUUGGAAUUCCCGAAUAGCAUUGUGGGUCUACAUACGGUGCACGGACCAUAGUGUUUUAAGAAGGCAAAUCACCACCUCCUCCUCCAGGGUAACUAGAGAUGGGCAUUAACUGCUGACUCAGCCAGUUACAGCCACAUCUCAUAAAUGAACUAAAGAAAGCGUAUUAUUGGACACAACAGUUAUACCAAGUCCAGAGGUCUUUGGUUAGUGUAGGGAAAAAGAAUGUGACCACAUGAUAUAUCUGCAAUGGUGGGUGAGCAGCUGACCAGAUACUUAAAGAGCCAUAUUAAUUGUGUUUCGCAAAACUUCUUGCUAAGAGGAGUAAACUAACUCAUGUGAGAAUAUAAUAGGAGGUACCUUGGUGAAUGGUGAAUCAUUCUUUGGUUCAGUAGUCUGAUAAGGAGUCAAAACAUUUAGUCUGGUUAGAUGGCCUUAAGAAUGAAUGUCUGAUACCCGACAGACAAGGUUUCCGACUAAGUGAAAUGUCUGAGUGUCUAACUCUUCAUGGGGAGCUGGAGGAUGCUUCCCGUGAUGAAGUGCUUGGUGAAGGACAAAAAUCACACAUUAGGUUUGCAAGAACCCCAGAGUAAUAGAAAGAUAACUUGAGGUUGGGCUUCUCUCCAUGUCUGAAUAAAAUAACUCUAUGUUCAAUAGGGCAUUUUUUUAUUUAAAGGAUAAACUUUACCAGACUGUAUUUUAAUUGUGAUGCAGAGGACUUCUAUGAGUAGAGCCAUGCAGACUUCAGUCAGACACCCUUAGUUCAAAGAAUUAGAACAUAGGUUUCACUCUAUAUAUUUGAAAUUCCCUCACUAGAUGGCAUUCCAAAUAAAGCUGAUAGAAAUAUACUGCAGUCAAAGCUUCAUUGACUAUUCUAACAAUUACAUUUUACUACCAAGUCUGAAUUCUGCAUUUGAUGUUUUCACUUUAUAUAUACAUAAUAUAGACCAAUGGAACCUGUUUUCAACUUUGCUAAUUAUUUUAUUGUCGCUCAUUUUAUAUUUAGGUCAAGAUUAUCGAACUAUAGCUUCUGUUUACUUUAUAUGCAACCUUUGAAAAUAUCAAAAUUAUGUAAUAACCUGUGUGUACUUCCAAGUAUGUAAAUAUGCAAGCUCAAUUAUCUGCAAUGCCUGUCAUUUGCCUUAAAUAAGGAAAAAUGGAUUGUAAUUGCAUAUCGGUACAAAUCAGAAAAAUCAUCGUAUUUGAAUAUUUAAUUUCACUUGAUGUAAUCCGAAUUUUGAAGACAAACAUUCCAGGUAGUCUAUUUCUAAAAUCCAUUUGGUAGAUGCCACUUAGGAAUCUAUGAAAAGAUUAACAAAUUCAAGCAUGACUUCACCCAAGUCACAUGCCUUACAACUACUGUAACAGUAUUUAGUAAAUAAGUAAGAAAAAGGUGACAAUGAUCAUUUCUCAGGAUAACAAAAGCAAAUUUGUGCAGUGAAGUUAGUGCACAUGGGAAAUCCAAGAGGGAAAUCUAAAUGGAUUCUACAGAAAAGUGAUCAAUUCACUGAUGCAGUAGCUGUGAUGGUUUGCUUCUACAUUAUUCUUGAGCAGCAUGUACCUUAAAUUGACAUUCUUCUUUAUGAAAUGUCUAAAAUUAUGUAAUGUCUAAAAUUAUAUUCUACCAAUCUUGUAUUCAAAGUCUUGUUCAGGUAUUCUAGAAUUGCUGAAGUGCAUAUAAUCAGUUUGUUUGCUAAAUUGUUUUGUCUGUAAACUGUUCUCUACUUGUCUUAGCUGUGCAAGAAUUUAUUUCAUUGUUAAAUAUGAAGGAUAUUUGAAAUUUUAAAUGUAUAAAGAAAACGUUUUACCCCAAGGCUCAUGACUGUUUGUUUGACAGAAUUUCACAAAAUUGAACAAAAUAAAUUACUUCAAAAACUGAAAGAACUGUGGAUGCUGGAAAUCAGAAAUGAAACCAGAAAUUUCUGGGAAAACUUAGCAGAUCUGGCAGGAUCUGUGGAGAGAAGUCAGAUUUAACGUUUCAGGUCCAGUGACCCUUCUUCAGAACACAAAUAUUUAUGAGGAUUAUCAUGUAAAUGCUUUCCAUGCUUUUAUUUUACAGGAUGAGGCCUAUUAAUUUCCACUGGUGGCAUAUUUGCCACCACUAAAAUUUGUAAGAUUUGCUGCUGCUGCAUGGAUUAUUUCAAUAAAGGAUUGUCCUAGGAAUUUUAUAUGAAGAUAUAAUAGCCUUCACCACUAAGAAUGUUCUCGCUAACUUUCUGGAUUACUUUUUGACAUUAAAGCAAGUAGAUUUAUCAUGAA
Messenger RNA from Stegostoma tigrinum, 7918 nucleotides. It is a transcript of the gene mpzl1l, whose product is annotated as myelin protein zero-like 1 like. Lineage: Eukaryota; Metazoa; Chordata; Chondrichthyes; Orectolobiformes; Stegostomatidae. The transcript has 6 exons. Bases 122 to 859 code for a protein of 245 amino acids. Gene Ontology annotation, cellular component: focal adhesion; membrane; cell surface. The record is from RefSeq and is a predicted model, not a curated record.